CCUCAUACUCUAUCUGGGGCUGAUAUGAGGACAUCCGGACAGGCCUGGACACGGGCGCCAUGUCGGAUCGGCCAGCUAGGGCUCACGCCAUCCCCGCCAAUGCCCUCACAAAUACCCCAACCCAUCGGACGAACCGGAGUCAAACCCUCACUUUUGUCGGUCCACUCGUCUGUUCCGCUUCCCUCGUCUCCUCCGCUUCCUCCCAAAUCCGCCCUCAGCCAUGGCCAAGUCUGGCCAGGACUCGACAGCAAGAGCGAUUCCAUGGACUGGAACGAGGAGGAGGACGACAGAUCCAGUAGCGACGCGUUGUACGAGGUGGAGCUCGCGCCUGGACACCGGCCGGAGCUCGAGUUCGAUCGCGUCCACCCCCAGUUCCUCCACACACUGCCGGUGGGAUGCGGGCCGCGCCCACCCGUUCCGCUCCGCAUCGCUCCAGAUCCGGAGCCGAGCGGACGUCUCCCCUUCCCCUCCGACGCUAGCAAAGCCUUGGCAGCGGUAGGUGCUCGUGCUCGCGGCUCUCGUGCGAACGCGCAUGGGAGUCCAAGGCGAAGGCGGCUCGAUGCGAGCGACAGCGGGGCAGCGACUGCGUCGGAGCCCGGCUCUUCCUGCCAGUGGGCAUGCUCCAGCCCCGUCGACCCGGAGGAGGCGCUCCUCCGCAAGGUCAUGUGGCGCUUGCUGACCACGACGGAUUCCGACAUGAGGUGACUCCGGUGCUAGAACACGAAGCUGCUCCGCCUCAAGCUCGAGGCGUCCGAGCGCCUCGCGAGGGAGGAGUCGACCGCCACCAAGGUCGCCCGCCACGUGAAGGAGCAACAACGCCUCCUCCGCCGCCUCUCCAGCUACAUUUUGUCAGCAUCGGAGAGAGGCACCACCAACAUAGAUGACGACGACGACCCUCCCGCCGUAGAUGCAUAUACGGAGAUGGGCCGCUGCGAUGCCAACCGCAAGCGAUGAGCUCCAACCACCUCCCCUUAUCUCAUUUUAUUUUCUUUGUAGUAUAAAAUCCGACAAAACGUCUUUUGGGUUCGAUGCAAUCUGUCCGAUAAACUAUGUUCCAAGUUUCUUGUUCUAUGUUGAUCUAUGUCCUUCUAAUGUUGUUUCAAUUCAUCCA
This is a messenger RNA of Triticum aestivum (bread wheat), 1111 nucleotides long. Its product is annotated as forkhead box protein P4. The transcript has a single exon. Lineage: Eukaryota; Viridiplantae; Streptophyta; Magnoliopsida; Poales; Poaceae. Bases 25 to 705 code for a protein of 226 amino acids. The record is from RefSeq and is a predicted model, not a curated record.